Molecule: messenger RNA, 998 nt
Organism: Aaosphaeria arxii CBS 175.79
Lineage: Eukaryota; Fungi; Ascomycota; Dothideomycetes; Pleosporales
Product: alpha/beta-hydrolase
Exons: 1
Coding region: 36-998 (320 amino acids)
Molecular function (GO): arylformamidase activity
Source: RefSeq, a predicted model, not a curated record
CCCCGCCAAACAAAACAAUACCACCAACAACCACAAUGUCCACGGCCUCACCAACAACACCAGCCUUCCCAACCCACCGCCCCUCAAUCCCCUACCUCUCCAAAGCAACCUCCCUCCAAACCCUCGACCUAUGGCUUCCCCAAUCCCAUGAUCCCUCCUCCACCUCGCCGUGGGUAAUCUACAUCCACGGCGGCGCCUGGCGCGACCCGCUCCAAACCUCCACGACCAUCCACGCCACGCUCUCCCACCUCCACAACCCCCCCUCGUCACCCAUCGCUGGAAUCGCAUCCAUAAACUACCGCCUCUCCCCCUACGCCUCCCACCCGACCGCUCCCUCAGACCCACACGACGCAGCGCGCAACGUACGGCAUCCAUCCCACGUGCGGGACGUCGCGGCCGCGCUGCGGUACCUGCGUGCCGAGCACGGCGUGGAGAGGUGGAUUGGCGUCGGGCAUUCGUGCGGCGCGACGUUGCUGUUGCAGUAUGUUGCAGGGAUUGGACUCGACGAUGUGCGGGGGAGGAACGACGGGCUGGAGGCGUUGGUGCUGUUGGAGGGGAUCUACGACGUACCGUUGAUGUUGCGGAAUCAUGUGCCGCCUGGGUGUCCGGAGGGGAUCGCGAGGAUUUAUAGGGAGUUUGUGGAGGGGGCGUUUGGGGAGGGCGGGGAUGAGGUGUAUAGGAAGGUUUCGCCGGUUGCGGGUGCGUAUGGGAGGGAGAGUGUGGGUCGGGGGCUGAAGCUUGUUGCAUUGGGUUAUAGUGCUGAGGAUGAGUUGGUGGAGAGCGAGCAGAGGGAGGCUAUGUUGCGGGUUCUGAAAGGCGAUGGAUGGGUCGAUUCGGUGGAUGAGAUCGCGGAGGGGAAAGGAUUGGUCGAGUGUAGAGACCUACAAGGCGCGCAUGAUUGGAUAUGGGAAGAUGGAAGACAGAUCGCUGCAGUGAUCGAAGAGGUCGUUGGGCGAAUACAUCAAUGGCCCAAGAACGCGUCAACUAUGCACGAAUAG